This is a messenger RNA of Dentiscutata erythropus, 538 nucleotides long. Lineage: Eukaryota; Fungi; Glomeromycota; Glomeromycetes; Diversisporales; Gigasporaceae. The record is from the annotation of a GenBank genome assembly.
AAUAAAAUUAUAGAAAAACCUAUUAAAAAAACUAUUCAAGAAUUUAAUCGCACAGCAGCCUUCUAUAAAUGGAGAAUGCAAAAUCGUACAGCAAACUCAAUUUCUAAAAGAAAAUCACACAACAUAAACUGGCACCUUAUACAAAAAACUAAUUACCUAUCUACAUUAUAUCAGAAUUUCAAUUCAUUUGAAGACACCAGACAACGCUUAUUCAAACUCAGGCUACAAAACAAUGAACUCCCAACAAUGGACAAACUCCAUCAACGUCGUUCACACUUGUAUGUUACAAAUAAAUGCCCAUUCUGCAAUCAAGAAAAAGAAACAAAUAAACAUGUAUUCACAUGUAUAGCAUUAGAUGAACAAUAUAAUAUUGACACUAUACUUAAAGAAACCCUGCAGCUAACAGCAAAACAAAUUAAACUAAAAGGGAAAAAGAAUACCAAACACAUGACACUUGACUUGAUAAAACAGACCAUAAGUCAAGAACCAGCUUUUCUAUUAGAGACAAAUACCAUAUCAAACGAAUCAGCUGAAAUAU